Messenger RNA from Durusdinium trenchii, 1008 nucleotides. Lineage: Eukaryota; Dinophyceae; Suessiales; Symbiodiniaceae. The record is from the annotation of a GenBank genome assembly.
AGUAUUUGAGACAUCUUUGCAUAAUCAACAUGUAGCAGCCAUGGCCGAUGGACUCGUGCUGGAAAGCAUGCUUGCACGUGCUCAUGCGGAUGAGGAAGGAUAUCCUGUUUUGAGGCCCAGCUUCGACAGUUUCACCACAGCACCAUCCGACAUGGACCUGCCCCAGCCAGGGCCAGCAACGGCCCUGAAUGGUGCGAUCAUUGCUCUACAGGUGCUGUUGAACGAAGCGCCCAACACGGUCAGCGGCCCAGCUGUGGAGGGCUGCGGACCUCUGCCCGGCGCUCUCCUGUGGCGUCGACCUGGGAUGCCUUGCCGCCGGGUCAGGCUUCGGUUCGAAGACCCGCUCCCUUGCGAGGGCAGUUGGUGUAAACAUCCGGAAGACAGGCUAUCACUCGUGCAAUCGAGGGCAUUCUUCGCUCCUUGGAAGAUGCCUCCAUCACAGAGGACCGAGACAUGCGACGAUGCUGAGGAGCUUCCUGAAGAGGUAAGGUUUCCACGUCAGGAUGAGAGAUCAAACCUUCAGCAGCAGUUGAAGAGUCUGACAGAGGAGUUGGAGUCAGCGCAGGCACUGGCAGUUGGAGUGGCACAGAUCCGUUCGGAGGACGUCUCAAAGGAGAUUGCCCUGCUGAAGUGCUUCAAGGAUGUGGCAUUGGCUCGGAAGAAGGAUCUCUUUUCGAGCGGUGCCAUGACGCCGGACCACCAGGCCGUGGCCUCGCAUGUCCCGGAUCUCCUUGUGGCGCCCGACGAUGACCACCCAACGAAGCUUGAGGUCAACGAGAGCUUUUGAUGCGAAAAGUGCUCGAGGGUGCCACUGUGAAUACCAUGAUGAACAUUGACCUGAUGCUUGUUGGAAUGUUCACUCUUUGCCAUGCCGCACAACCGUCGGACGAAGGUCAUUGUAUGACUUGGCGUGUUUGUAUGGCUUGCAUUGGACGAGUGCCUUUGAACAUCUUUCAGCAUCAUGCGCUUGACGUCCUCACCCAGCCGAUUGGCUCAGCAGACUUCGAC